This is a messenger RNA of Perognathus longimembris pacificus (Pacific pocket mouse), 1252 nucleotides long. RefSeq names its product osteoclast associated Ig-like receptor (gene Oscar). The record is from RefSeq and is a predicted model, not a curated record. Lineage: Eukaryota; Metazoa; Chordata; Mammalia; Rodentia; Heteromyidae. Gene Ontology annotation, cellular component: plasma membrane. Gene Ontology annotation, molecular function: collagen receptor activity. The coding region runs from base 135 to 1022 and encodes 295 amino acids. The transcript is spliced from 5 exons.
GGGGUGGAACACAGUCACCCAAAUCUCCACCUCACUUCUCUAAACAAGGCUCUGGCUUCAGGUCAGUGCCUCACUUCCUGGGAGGGGAAAGGACACAACCAGUUCUGUCCACAACUCUACCGAGAGCUGCCCUGAUGGCCCUAGUGGUCCUUCUCCAGCUCCUGACCCUCUGGCCUCUGAGUCACACCAGCUUCACUCCAUCUGUCCCCCCAGCCACACACCCCAGGCCAUGGCUAGAGGCUCAGCCAGCUGCAAUUGUGACGCCUGGAGUCAAUGUGACCUUGAGGUGCCUUGCACCCCAACCCGCCUGGAGGUUUGAACUCUUCAAGCUUGGAGAGAAGACCCCCCCAUUCCUCCGGGACGUGUCCAGCAAUCUGGCAGAGUUCUUCCUGGAGGAGGUGAUCCCCACCCAGAGUGGCCAUUACCAAUGUUGCUACCGCAACCCAGACUGGGGGCCAGGUGUCUGGUCCCAUCCCAGCAAGGACCUGGAGCUGUUGGUGACAGACCAGCUGCCCCAGCCAUCGCUGGUGGCACUGCCUGGGCCAGUGGUGGCUCCUGGUGCCAACGUGAGCUUGCGGUGCGCAGGCCACAUGCCUGGCAUGAGCUUUGCGCUGUACCGUGUGGAUAUGGCGGCCCCGCUGCAGUACCAGGACUCCGUGCAGUCCUGGGCCGACUUCCCCCUGCCCAGUGCCCACGCCCCAGGCACCUACAGCUGCUACUACCACACUCCGUCCAAGCCCUAUGUGCUGUCCCAGCGCAGCGAGCCACUGGUCAUUACCUCUGAGGCAGGUUCUGGCUCCUCCGACUACACCCAGGAGAACAUGAUCCGUCUGGUGCUGGCCGGCCUUGUCCUCCUCGCCCUGGGUGUGCUGCUGGCCUUGGACUGGCGGGGCCGGAGCAGCACCCUGGGGGGCGUCCCCCCCACUGGGGGAGCCUGUGUUGAUUUGGGAUUUAAGCAGGUAUUCCAGAGAGAAGUGAGGAGCUGGGGUCCCUGGGGUGCCUGGCCCCCUUGGAGACUCUGAGCCCCCAGGCCCGGCCCAGGUUGGCCUUCCUCUAACCCUUUGUUCCUAGACCUCGGCAUUGGGUGGAUGGAGCCAUCAGAGGUUGAUGCUUCCAUACCAGAGGUCUGGGUUCAAAUCCCAGUGAUAACAUUCAUUGGGACAUCCUGAAUGCUCAUAGCCAAGUCUCAAUUUCCUUCUCUGUGAAGUGAACCAAUUGAUGACUGGGCUGUAAUAAAUGCUCAGUAAAUGUU